Molecule: messenger RNA, 1386 nt
Organism: Nerophis lumbriciformis (worm pipefish)
Lineage: Eukaryota; Metazoa; Chordata; Actinopteri; Syngnathiformes; Syngnathidae
Source: RefSeq, a predicted model, not a curated record
AUGGCUGAACGUCUGGAGGACCAUCUUAAAUGUCCCACCUGUCUGGACAUCUUCCAAGAUCCCGUCAUGCUGCUGCCGUGUAGUCACAACUUCUGCCGUGCGUGUCUGCAGCAUUGGAAGGACACAGGAGAACGAUCGUGUCCACUCUGUAGGACACUGUUUAGUUGGAUAGAUCCGCCUCCGAACUUGGCACUGAAGAAUUUGUGUGAGAACCUUUCACGAGCCUCAGUCAAGUUAGAAGAGAUGUGUAGCUUGCACAAAGAAGAACUCAAACUCUUCUGUUUGGACCACCAAGAGCGUGUGUGCCUCAUCUGCAGAGACGCAGAAAUACACACUGGUCACCAGUUCCGGCCCCUCGAAGAAGUUGUGAAAGGUCAUCGUGAGGAACUCAAGAAAGGCCUGCAGAAGGCCAAGGAAAGACUCAAAGAUUACAACGACUGCCGAGAGAGCUGCAAUGAACAGGCAGAGUACAUCAAAGUCCAGAAGAAGAAGGUCGAACGCAAGAUUAAGAAGGAUUUUGAGGAGCUCCGUCGCUUUCUUGACGUCGAGGAGAAGGCCAGGUUGGCAGCGGUCAGGGAGGAAGAGAGGAACAAGAUUCAAAGGAUGAAGGAGAAGAUCGCAGCUCUCGGAAAACAAAUGGCCACUCUCUCGAGUGUCAUCAGAAGCACUGAGGAGCAGCUGGAGCCUAGCAAUGUUUCUUUCAUGAAGAAGUUCAAGACUGCGAUGAGCGGGAUCCAAGAGAUCCCCGAUAAACCGGAGGAUCUCCGAGGUGGUCUUCUGGAUGAAGCCAAACACGUGGGCAAUCUCAUGUUCAACGUGUGGGAGCGACUGAAGGAGACACUCGUCUACCAUCCUGUCAUUCUGGACCCCAACACGGCUGAUCCAGAACUCAGUCUGUCCGAAGAUCUGAGCUGUCUGACUUUAAAAGAAGCACAGCAGCAGCGUCCAAAGAAUCCAGAAAGGUUCAAGUGGGAGUCCGUGCUGGGUUGUGCUUUAGACUGGGGAAGACACGUGUGGGACGUUGAGGUGGGAGACAACAAUGACUGGCAAGUGGGGGUUGCGUGGGGGGACCCUUGUUUGCCAGAGAAAAUGAAUAGUUGGUUAACUGCAUUUUGGGAUGGGAAAUACACAAAUUUCAAUGACCAAUUUGGAGAGUGGAAUCUGCCUGUCAAAGUGCAGAAGAUCCGAGUUAAAGUGGACAUGAAUGAAAGGUCAUUUUCCAUCUCUGAACCUCUUACAAACAUUGAAUUGUGGAAACAUAUGAAGUCUUCCAAUUGGCCAGACUUGUGCGGUAACACCAAAAUGUAUCCUUAUUUCCGGACGGCACAUAAAAUUCCUCUAAAGAUAAUCCCCAUUCCACCUCUUGUUACGAUUGCCAUCAGUUAG